This is a messenger RNA of Ochotona curzoniae (black-lipped pika), 1412 nucleotides long. It is a transcript of the gene SPI1, whose product is annotated as Spi-1 proto-oncogene. Gene Ontology annotation, biological process: regulation of transcription by RNA polymerase II; cell differentiation. The record is from RefSeq and is a predicted model, not a curated record. The transcript has 5 exons. Gene Ontology annotation, molecular function: sequence-specific DNA binding; DNA-binding transcription factor activity, RNA polymerase II-specific. Gene Ontology annotation, cellular component: nucleus. Lineage: Eukaryota; Metazoa; Chordata; Mammalia; Lagomorpha; Ochotonidae. Bases 247 to 1065 code for a protein of 272 amino acids.
GGACUAUCUCCCAGCGGCAGGCCCUUCGAUAAAAUCAGGAACUUGCUGGCCCUGCAAUGUCAAGGGAGGGGGCUCACCCAGGGCUCCUCUAGCUCAGGGGGCAGGCCCGAGCCCUGCGUCUGGCCCGUGGCCGUCUAGUGCCCCCCUGCCCUGACCCUGGCCCCCCGACGGGACUACCCAUCCUAAGGGGCUCCGCACUGGCCCCCACCGAGGCAGGGGAUCUUGACCGGCUCGGAGCUUGGCUGAAUGUUACAGGCGUGCAAAAUGGAAGGGUUUCCCCUCGUCCCCCCUCCAUCAGAGGAGCUAGUUUCCUAUGACACAGAUCUGUACCAACGCCCGACACAUGAGUACUACCCCUAUCUCAGCAGUGAUGGAGAGAGCCACAGUGAUCAUUACUGGGACUUCCACCCCCACCACGUGCACAGCGAGUUCGAGAGCUUUCCCGAGAACCACUUCACGGAGCUGCAGAGUGUGCAGGCCCCGCAGCUGCAGCAGCUCUACCGCCACAUGGAGCUGGAGCAGAUGCACAACGUCCUCGACACCCCCAUGGCGCCGCCCCACGCCACUGGCCUCGGCCACCAGGUCCCCUAUCUGUCCCGGACAUGCCUCGUGUAUCCAUCCCUGUCCCCACCCCAGCCCAGCUCCGAUGAGGAGGAGGGGGAGCGGCAGAGCCCCCCGCUAGAGGUGUCUGACGGGGAGGCCGACGGCUUGGAACCCGGCCCAGGGAUCCUGCAUGGAGAAACAGGCAGCAAGAAGAAGAUCCGCCUGUACCAGUUCCUGCUGGAUCUGCUGCGCAGCGGCGACAUGAAGGAUAGCAUCUGGUGGGUGGACAAGGAGAAAGGCACCUUCCAGUUCUCGUCCAAGCACAAGGAAGCGCUGGCGCACCGCUGGGGCGUGCAGAAGGGUAACCGCAAGAAGAUGACCUACCAGAAGAUGGCGCGCGCGCUGCGCAACUACGGCAAGACGGGCGAGGUGCGCAAGGUCAAGAAGAAGCUGACCUACCAGUUCAGCGGCGAGGUGCUGGGCCGCGGGGCCCCGGCCGAGCGGCGCCACCCGCCCCAUUGAGCCCCGGCCCCCACCGGGCCGCCCCGCUGCCCAUAGCAUUAAGCCCUCGCCUCGCCGUCCCGGACACAGGGAGCGCGCUCCCAGGGGCCAGAGGCUGGACUGUGGCGGCCAAGGUUCGCCGCCCCCGUCUUCCCCCUGAGUACACCCUGCUUUCCCCUAGUCCCACUCCAACACCCGGACUCCAUUCCCCACCCUCCCCUUAGGGUGGGCUGUCGAGUAAUUGGGGGGGCGUCCUGGGAGCCAGUUCUUCCCAUUUGGAGGACUCCCCAUCUGGAUCCUUCUUUAUAAGCACCUAUCCUACCCCUCCUACACUGAUCAUUAAUUCAGUAAAGUUGUCUCCAGUGAAA